Messenger RNA from Cadophora gregata, 462 nucleotides. RefSeq lists its product as uncharacterized. The transcript has 3 exons. NCBI's taxonomy places the organism in Eukaryota, Fungi, Ascomycota, Leotiomycetes, Helotiales, Ploettnerulaceae. The record is from RefSeq and is a predicted model, not a curated record. Bases 1 to 462 code for a protein of 153 amino acids.
AUGGCCUCCCGCAUCCCCACCUCCACUACCGUCACGGAAUCCGCCGUCGUCUCCGCAACAUUCAGCCAUGUCUGGCACAUGAUCAAGCUCGAGAACUUCGCUGACUUCUGGUCUGCUCUGGAGAAGAGCGAGACCGUCAAGGGCGUUUCGCCAGAUACUGAUGUGGUGAAGUGGACUUUUAAGGAUGGGCAGGUGUUGGAGGUUAAGCAGGAGGAGCAUUCUUCCAUCGACCACUAUAUCACCUACUCGGUCAUCACCGCUCAACCUCAACUCACCUACUCUUCUGUCCUGAGCACUAUCCGCUGCUUCCCAAUCACUUCGGGUCGUCAUGAAGGCCAGAGUUUCGUUCAAUGGACUGCUCACUUUUCUAGUGAUGCUGAUGCCGGCGUCAUCGAGGAUGCCAAGUUCAAGCGUCGCGAGGCAUUGGCCGAUCUUGCCAAUGCUGUCAAGAACGCCAAGUAA